Messenger RNA from Pistacia vera, 4616 nucleotides. RefSeq names its product protein transport protein SEC16B homolog. Gene Ontology annotation, cellular component: endoplasmic reticulum exit site; ER to Golgi transport vesicle membrane. The record is from RefSeq and is a predicted model, not a curated record. The transcript has 14 exons. Lineage: Eukaryota; Viridiplantae; Streptophyta; Magnoliopsida; Sapindales; Anacardiaceae. The coding region runs from base 142 to 4350 and encodes 1402 amino acids. Gene Ontology annotation, biological process: autophagy; COPII vesicle coat assembly; Golgi organization.
UAUAAAUAUGAGGUUAUUUUAUGAGCGCGGUGACCUGUCGCCCGUUGCGCCAAAUCUAAAUUUUGUCUCAACUCUCUUUCCCCUUCGGUCUACUCUUCUCUUCCCUCUCGGUGCUUAGUUUAUUGAGGGUUUAUUGUAGAGAUGGCGUCUCCUCUAUUUGAGGCUGAGGAUCAGACGGACGAGGAUUUUUUUGAUAAGCUAGUCAAUGAUGAUGAUGACGACAUUACUUACACUGGAUCUGGGCCUAGUCCUGUAAAAGUUGAUGAUGCAGACAAGGCAAACGCAUUUUCCCGUCCGACUAUCGGUGAUGUUGGUCCCACUAGAGUGAACUCUGGCGAUAAUAUUAAUUUUAGUUUUGAAGAGUUAGAGGGUGAUGAAAAUGGUGUCGUUUUGGCAUCAUCAAAUGAUAAUGAGGACAGUUUGGUGGUUAAAGAGAGCAAUACAGUGAUACCUAGUAGUGUAAAUGAGUCCAGUGAAGUGGGGUUGUUUGAGGAAGGUGCAUUGAAUGACCAUGCAAUAGAUAAGAGUAGCAUUAGUACAGGAACCGGUGUGAAAGUGGUUCACUGGAGUUCAUUUGACUCUGAUCAGAAUGUUGAUGAUAGUAAUGGAUUGCCGUCAAACUCUGGUUUUUUCAAUGAAUUUGGGGAUGAUUCUGGAGAUCCAUUUGCAAAUUUGGGGAACACAGAUAGUUCAGGAGCUAAAUUUGUUAGUGAGGUUGGUGUUUUGGGAAAUUCAGUUAAUGAUUUGGGUUCCUCUACUUAUGGGCAAAAUCUAGACUUGCAGAAUCAUGAUCAAAAUUCAGAACAGAAUAUAACGGGGCAGGAUAUGAGUAGUAGUCAGAACUGGGAAAAUCUUUAUCCAGGAUGGAGGUAUGACCCAAAAACUGGGCAAUGGCAUCAGUUGGAUGGAUAUAAUGCAGAUUUGAGCACAAUUGGUAGUGUGGAUGCUGUAGGUAGUUAUGAUGUGAAUGCCCAAUAUGUUAGUGGUUCAGAACAAAGUUCGGCUGUAUAUCAUCUGCAGCAAGCAUUUCAGUCUGAAUCCAUUGUAGAAAAUGUGACUGAGGGAGCUACAGAUGUUAGUGUAUCCAACUGGAAUCAGAUUUCACCAGGGACUGCUGAAUACCCAUCACAUAUGGUGUUUGAUCCCCAGUAUCCUGGUUGGUACUAUGAUACAAUUGCACAAGAAUGGAGAUUGUUGGAGUCUUGUACUCCAGCUACCAAUCAGUCAGCCACUUUAGCUUAUAAUCAGCAACUUCAAAAUGACAUUAUUGAAAAUUAUGGGUCACAAGGCCUUGGUCCUGAAGGCCAUAAUGUGAACUGGGAUGGAUCUGUGAACAACUACAAUCAGAAAAAUACAAAUAUGUGGCAAAACCAGCAAGUUGCCAAAAGUGAGACCACUGGUUUUACAGAUAACAAACAAUCAGACAACUUAUUUGAUUCAACUAGUCAUGUGAACAAUUCUGCAGAAGGAAAAGCUGAAUUCAGACCCUCUGGAUCAGUUGCUCAAUUUGAGCAAGCAAAUUGGAAUCUUGAUAAUAGUAAUGGGGUUUCUGGAUUUCAAAACUUUAUUCCCUCCCAGCGGUUUUCUGAGCAUCAUUACCAGACCAAGAUGGAGUCAAGCCAACUAAUGCAUUUCAAAGCAGGUUACUUUGAUAGUCAGAAACCUGUUAGUUUUCCAAAACAGCAGCAACUCCUGAGUGACAAUCAGUUCCCUUAUGUACCCAGCGAAGGUAGGUCAUCUGCAGGGCGUCCUCCACAUGCCUUAGUUACUUUUGGAUUUGGUGGAAAAAUAGUGGUCUUAAAAAAUUGCAGUACUUUCGACACAAACUCCUCAUUUGGAAGGAAGGAUCCAUUAGGAGGUGUGGUCAAUGUUCUCAACUUGAUGGAAGUUGUGAUGGACAAGACUUCUGCAUCAAGGUUUGGAUUGGGUACUUGUGACUACUUCCACACAUUGUGCCUGCAAUCUUUUCCUGGCCCAUUGGUUGGUGGAAAUGUUGGAAAUAAAGAGUUGAACAAGUGGAUUGAUGAGAGGAUUGCAAACUUUGAAGUCCCAAGUGCUGACAAUAGAAAUGGAGAAGUAAUGAGACUACUGUACUCUUUGCUAAAAAUAGCAUGUCAGUAUUAUGGAAAACUUCGAUCUCCUUUUGGCACUGACCCAUUAUUGAAGGAAAGUGAUUGUCCAGAGUCAGCCGUUGCUAAGCUGUUUGGGUCUACCAAAAAAAAUGAUGUGCAAUUGAGUGACUAUGGUGCCCUAACAUACUGCCUACAGAAUUUGCCUGCUGAAGCACAGAUUCAGGCAACUGCUUUAGAGGUACAGAAGCUUCUUGUGUCUGGUAGAAAAAAAGAAGCUUUGCAACGUGCAAAAGAAGGUCAAUUAUGGGGACUGGCACUUGUUCUUGCAUCUCAACUUGGUGAUCAGUUUUAUGGUGAUACUGUGAAGCAAAUGGCACUUAAGCAGUUAGUAGCAGGGUCACCGUUGCGAACAUUGUGCCUGUUAAUUGCAGGGCAGCCUGCAGAUGUGUUUUCCUAUGACAAAACUACUAGCAUUAUCCCGAAUUCUAUAAAUACAUAUCAACAGCCUGUACAGAUUGGGGCUAAUUGUAUGUUAGAUAAAUGGGAAGAGAACCUAGCCAUCAUCACUGCAAACAGAACAAAAGGUGAUGAGCUUGUUAUGAUUCAUCUUGGUGACUGCUUAUGGAAGGAGAGGGGUGAGGUUACUGCUGCACAUUUAUGUUAUUUAGUUGCAGAAUCCAACUUUGAACCUUAUUCGGACAGUGCAAGACUGUGUCUUAUCGGUGCAGAUCAUUGGAAAUUUCCACGAACAUAUGCUAGUCCUGAGGCCAUUCAGAGGACGGAGUUAUAUGAAUAUGCAAAAGUGGCUGGAAAUUCUCAAUUUCUCCUCCUACCUUUUCAGCCAUAUAAGCUUAUUUACGCUCACAUGCUGGCUGAAGUUGGAAAAGUUGCAGAUUCAUUGAAGUACUGUCAAGUGAUUUUGAAGUCUCUGAGAACAGAUCGAACACCAGAAGUGGACACAUGGAAACAAUUAGUGUCCUCUCUUGAGGAGCGAUUAAGAAGCCACCAACAGGUUGGUUAUACCACGAAUUUGGCUCCAACCAAGCUGGUUGGUAAAUUACGCACCUUCUUUGAUAGUACUGCUAAUCGUGUUGUUGGAAGCAUACCGCCACCUGUUCCUUCAAAACCACACAAUGUACUGUACAAUGAAUUUGCUCACCAACAAGGAGGUCAGCAUGUAACUAGUAGUUAUUCGUCAACGACCAUGUCUUCUUUAAUGGCUUCCGCCUCAGUGGAACCCAUAAGUGAGUGGACUGGUGGGACCAAUCAACUCGACAUGCCUAACAGAAGUAUUUCGGAACCUGACUUUGGUAGAAACCCAAGUAAGGUUGAUUCUUCCAAGGAAUCAAACAUAUCUGAUACACAAGAACAGGUAGCAGUCUCUGUUGGGUCAUCUCGCUUUGGUCGUUUUGGUUCACAGCUAUUCCAGAAGACUGUUGGGUUGGUCUUAAGAUCUCGUCCAGACAGACAGGCUAAAUUGGGUGAGAAGAAUAAAUUCGAUUAUGAUGAUAAGCUUAAGCGAUGGGUUGAGGAAGGAGUUGAACCUCCUGCAGAGGAAACUGCCUUGGCUCCUCCACCAACUUUUGCAGCGUUCCAGGAUAACACUGUUAAUGAUACUCCUAAAAUUGAAAGCUUGCACACAAAUACUGGCCCAGAAACUCAGAGCCCUAUUACUUCUGAAGGGAGUUCAGGAAUACCACCCAUUCCACCCAGUUCAAAUCAAUUUUCUGCUCGUGGACGGAUGAGUGUUCGUUCAAGGUAUGUCGACACUUUCAACAAAAGUGGUGGUACCUCAACUAAUUUAUUCCAGUCUCCUAUUCCUUCUUCCAAAUCUGGGGCUGGUCCCAAUCCCAAGUUCUUCGUCCCAGGUCCAGUUACCAUCGGUGAAGAGACAGUUCAAACAACUGGGGAGAUUAUUCAGGAAACUACUGUGACCAAUGAAAAUCCCAAAUCCCCAACAUCAUUUAAGGGGUCUUUCUCGCCUCCACCGACAUUAGCAUACACACCAGCAACAACCAUGCAACGGUUUCCUAGUGUGGAUAAUAUCGUAUUCAAGAGAACAGGGGUGGUGUCACAUGGUAAUAACUCUUCUACUCAGUCCCGGCGAGCAGCAUCAUGGAGUGGAAGCCUUAGUGAUGCUAGCAGUCCUAUGAUGAAUGAAAUAAAACCUCUUGGGGAAGCACUAGGGUCACCUACACCAGCUUAUUCUGAUCCUCCAUCAAACCAAUUUUCAAAGGGUGCUAAUAGCCGAGAUGCCUUUGAUGAAGUUGAAUUAUAAGGUUUCCAGGAACAGUUGUAAAUCGAUAGUUUUGCUUCUUGAUCAUACAAUUUUAGGAGUGUAGUCACCUCGUUGUGCUGGAAGGACAAGAGUUAGGUAAGGCAUUAAUGGGAGUUUCUAGUUUUUGGUGAAACCCCCUCUAAAACUACUGUAAACCUCUAUACUGUAUUCAAUUACCAUAUAGAAACAGUAUAUUAUUAUAUCUGAUGAACACAAAUAAUAUCAACGUGAAUAAUAAUGGGAUUGAAGGAGUAAUUACGGAUUAA